AUGGCCAAACCCGAGCUUCCCAAUGAUCAGUCCGAGAUACAAGGCUCAGCCUCCCACCCUAUGCCUGUCGGUGACGACGACAACUCUGGCAAGAAAUACACACCAGAACAGGAUGAUUCUGACGGAGAUACUGUGCGCUUGAGUACGCCAGAAUUUUGGGAAAUCGUGGGUGAUGGAGGAGCUUCCAUUUCACAGAAUAAUACCGCGGUCACGGAAUCAUCUCCUUCUUGGACGCCGUAUGGUCAAAGCUCCGAUUUUGGUACUGUCGAGCCUAGUGUAGCCACCUGUACCCAUCUGAGGGAGGAAAUAUCCGAACCUCCUAAGGCUUCCAAGGGCGACAAAGGACUAGCCUCGGGUCUACAAAAUACGGAGAAUUGCUCUAGUUUAGUGCCGGAAAAAAAUCUGCCAUCUUGUGGGCAACGGAACGCCUUAUGGCUUUGUGGUAAUGGUAGUCUGGAACUAUCUACCGAUGUCAUCCCGCCUCUGAAUGACAAUCCGCUAAAUUUGUUGUCUCAAAACUGUCCAGGCAAGCGCGAAAGAGAAGACCAACAAGAAGUAGAGUGUGGGACUAGAAGAUCAAAGCGCGUAAUGAGGCAACGAUGA
This is a messenger RNA of Penicillium verhagenii, 603 nucleotides long. RefSeq lists its product as uncharacterized. The coding region runs from base 1 to 603 and encodes 200 amino acids. NCBI's taxonomy places the organism in Eukaryota, Fungi, Ascomycota, Eurotiomycetes, Eurotiales, Aspergillaceae. The transcript has 2 exons. The record is from RefSeq and is a predicted model, not a curated record.